AUGUUGAGUUGCAACAGUCUACCGGUGGCCCAGCUCUUGAGCCUCCCCAUUAUCGUGUUAUCCGCUAUUCUCCCUGUCUCAUUUGAUAACCACAUCGCCCCCUCCGAUAACGACGACGGCAAGUGUGAGUUGAUAGGCACAUUCUCGCUCUUGACUCAGGCGGUUUUGGGUCUCUUGUGCCUCUCGUCAUUGCUCGUCAAACGCUACUACGAAUUCCCCAUUCGCAGAACGUGGUCAGUGUGGCUCUUUGAUGUGCUCAAGCAGUUAAUAGGGGCGUUGGGAGUCCACGUCUUCAACGUGUUCUUGUCGAUCGUGAAGACCAGAAAGUCCAACGGAAGCAUCUUGGACUUGGACAGCCCCGAAUCCGACGUGGAUGACGACCCCUGUGACUGGUACUUUCUCAGCAUUGUGUUUGAUUGUACGAUAGGGGUGUACAUCUUGUACCUCGUCUUCCAGUCCAUGACCAAGUUCAGCAAGAAGUACUUGCACAUGACCCAGAUCGACUCGGGAAACUAUGGUCCCGACCCCAACAAGCCGUCGACACGGGCGUUUUUGAAGCAAUUGUCCAUCUACUUCAUCUCGUUGAUGAUCACGAAGAUUUUGAUCUACGGCAUCGUUGAAUGUUUUGAGCAGCAGCUCUUGUGGUUCACCAGCCACGUGUUGUUACUCUGGCUCGACGAGUACCCCGACGAGUUUGAGAUCUUCGUGGUGAUGUUCGUGGUGCCCAUCGUCAUGAACUGCUUGCAGUUGGUGUUGAUUGAUAACUUCAUCCAGAACCAGGCGUGGAUGAGCGUGAACAAGAGAAUCCAGCACGAGCACCAUCUGCCUGGAGAGCCUGCCAGCGUGCUACGUGAAGAGGCUGCCCACUACCUCCAGCAAGAAGAGCACGCUAAUUACAAAGCAGGCCCCAACAACAACAGCGACAGCAGUAUCAGCACCUUCACCGGUGAUGAACCCCCCAAAUCCUACGGGACGUUCAACCAGGUAUAG
This is a messenger RNA of Suhomyces tanzawaensis NRRL Y-17324, 990 nucleotides long. RefSeq lists its product as uncharacterized. The record is from RefSeq and is a predicted model, not a curated record. NCBI's taxonomy places the organism in Eukaryota, Fungi, Ascomycota, Pichiomycetes, Serinales, Debaryomycetaceae. Gene Ontology annotation, cellular component: membrane. The transcript has 2 exons. The coding region runs from base 1 to 990 and encodes 329 amino acids.